AUGAAGCCAAGCAGUGGCAAAUGCCUUGCUCUGCUCCUCUUCUUUGUGGCCGGGGCCAUCGAAAUGGGAGGGGCAUCAUCAGCCCGGGACAUAAUGGGCUGCCCAAGCAAUACAAGUCCGUGCUUUUGGAGGCUGUUCCCAUGCCCGGCCGAGUGCCCGGCCAUCCAACCCAAAAACCCCAAAGCCAAAAGAUGCACCAUCGACUGUCACUCACCCAUUUGCCAAACCGUCUGCAUCAGUCCUAAACCAAGUUGCAACGGCAUAGGAUCCGGCUGCGGCGACCCUCGCUUCAUUGGCGGCGAUGGCGUCGUGUUCUACUUCCACGGGAGAAAAGGCGAGCACUUCAGCCUCGUCUCCGAUCCCAGCCUCCAGAUUAACGCCCGCUUUGUUGGCCUCCGGCCGGCCGGAAGGACCCGUGACUUCACUUGGAUCCAAGCGCUCGGCGUCGUGUUCGGUUCUCAUGCCCUAACCAUUGAAGCAACUCGAGCGGCGCGGUGGGAUGACGCUGUCGACCAUCUCAACUUCACCUGCGAUGGUGACCUCUUGCAGGUCCCAGAAGGUCACCUCUCUAGCUGGAGGUCAGGUGAUGGAAAGCUGAUGGUGGAGAGGAUUGGAAGCAGAAAUAGUGUUAGGAUCACACUGAAGGAAAUGGCAGAGGUGUCCCUGAAUGUGGUUCCUGUCACCAAGGACGAUGAUAGGAUCCACCGCUACCAGAUACCGUCCAACGACUGCUUUGUACACUUGGAGGUGCAGUUCAGAUUUUUCGGGCUAUCGCCGGACGUGGAAGGAGUGCUCGGGCGAACAUAUCGUCCGGACUACAAGAAUGCAGCAAAGUUCGGAGUGGCGAUGCCGGUGGUUGGCGGAGAAGACGAGUACAGAACAUCGUCACUCCUAUCACCGGAUUGUAAGCGCUGCUUGUGUUCUCCCAAGGAAGACGCCGUGUGGCAGGAUGUGAUUUGAUUUCCCCGGGAAUCAACGUUAUCCGUCGAAUCGAAAUAAAGUAAAGGAGACUGAGUUGCCAAGGCAUGAAAUCAUUUGUUGUAAUAGCUGACCGUAUAAUUACAUCUAUGUAUCUAAUGUACACGUAUGUAAUAAUAGCCUCACUUGGGGUUGGUAAGAUAGU
Messenger RNA from Elaeis guineensis (African oil palm), 1123 nucleotides. RefSeq lists its product as uncharacterized. Lineage: Eukaryota; Viridiplantae; Streptophyta; Magnoliopsida; Arecales; Arecaceae. The record is from RefSeq and is a predicted model, not a curated record.